This is a messenger RNA of Solanum dulcamara, 2283 nucleotides long. Its product is annotated as protein trichome birefringence-like 10. The transcript has 4 exons. Gene Ontology annotation, molecular function: O-acetyltransferase activity. NCBI's taxonomy places the organism in Eukaryota, Viridiplantae, Streptophyta, Magnoliopsida, Solanales, Solanaceae. Gene Ontology annotation, cellular component: Golgi apparatus. The record is from RefSeq and is a predicted model, not a curated record. The coding region runs from base 535 to 1902 and encodes 455 amino acids.
UCACCCUUUUCCGACAUCUCCGCCAAAAAUGUACAAAAAGAACUCAUAAAGUUAACAGCUUCUUUGGUAUUUCCCUCAGUUGUCGGUUACUUGAAAACGUUCACACAAACAUAGCGAAGCCUUUAAACCUCACUUUUUUCUUUCAGCUGAAAAACUCAAUCAUUAUUAUUUAAGUUUGUAAAAUGCAUUUUCUCCAGGUCCCCCAUUUGCCAUUUUAGCCUAUCGUUUUGAAUGUUUGUCUUUAAUUUGCCCAUACAGACCCCACCUCGACCUCACCAUCAUCAACAUCUUCUAACUCUCUACUUUUUUACUCUCUCUCUCUCUCUCAAAAGAAAGCCCCACCUAGCUGUACUCAACUCAAUAGUUUUAUGUGUGAACACAUCUUCUCAAAAAAAUAGCCCUCCAAUUUUUUUUCAACAUUUAUGGUAUUCCAAGACUUGCUUUUUUUAUUUAUUUUUUAUUUUCCAAGACUUGUUCAUCCAAAGAUUGGAUUUUUCUGUACACGCACUAGUAGUUCUUUAGUUUAAAGCAGAUAUGAGUGAAAACCCAUCGCCCAGAAUCAUCAACACAAUGACCCACUUGAAGAUUUUCAAGAAAUUCAAGGGGUUUAAGCCUUUUGAGCCUUCACCAGGUGUUCUUGGCUGUUUCUUUUUCACUGUUUGCUUAUUCUUGUGUCUCUUCUUGUUGGAUUACAGAACAGUGAACAGAGGGCCUCGGUUGCAUCAGCCAUCCUUGUUUGCUACUUGGAUUGGAAUAAAUGGAUCCUCUUUGUCGUAUAACAAGAGUGAAAAGGUUGCUUUUUUGGAAAAAAGUGCAGAAAGUUGUGAUAUUUUCGAUGGAAAUUGGGUUUGGGAUGAAAGUUAUCCACUUUAUGAAUCAAAGGAUUGUAAGUUCUUGGAUGAAGGAUUUCGUUGUUCUGAGAAUGGUAGGCCUGACAAUUUCUAUACUAAAUGGCGUUGGCAACCUAAAGAUUGCAACUUGCCCAGAUUCGAUGCAAAAAUUAUGUUAGAAAAGUUGCGAAACAGACGGGUUGUAUUUGUUGGGGAUUCAAUUGGAAGAAACCAGUGGGAGUCUCUACUCUGCAUGUUAUCUUCUGCAGUUCCUGAUAAAAGCAAGAUAUAUGAAGUUAAUGGAAAUCCUAUCACGAAGCACAUGGGUUUUCUGAUUUUUAAGUUCAAGGAUUUCAACUGCACUAUUGAGUACUAUAGAGCUCCAUUCCUAGUGUUUCAAGGUCGUCCACCUUCAGGGGCUCCCCGAAAUGUUAAAUUGACUUUGAGACUGGAUCAAAUGGAUUGGAGCUCUGCUCAAUGGAAAGGAGCUGAUGUUUUGGUAUUCAACAGUGGUCACUGGUGGAUUUAUGAAAAAACUAUUAGAGAGGGAUGUUACUUUCAACAAGGUGGAGAAGUUGAUAUGACCAUGAGUAUUGAGAUUGCAUACCGGAGGUCAAUUUCGACAUUGGUUGAUUGGAUAGGUCAUGAAGUGAAUAUGACCAAGACACAUGUCAUAUUUCGAACUUAUGCUCCUGUUCACUUCAGAGGUGGGGACUGGAAGACCGGCGGUAAUUGUCAUCUUGAGAAGCUACCUAACAUAGGAUCAUCCCAAGAGUCGCUGAAGACGUCAUUUGAAUAUAACACUGUGAUCAAUGUGCUGUCAGAGAAACAGAACAAAUCAAAAGCGUGGAAUUUGGAUUUAUUGAAUGUAACAGGGAUGUCAUUUCAGAGAAGAGACGGCCACUCAUCUUUGUAUUACUUAGGUCCCAAGGUUGGACCAUCUCCUCUCCACCGCCAAGACUGCAGCCACUGGUGCCUCCCUGGUGUCCCUGAUUCAUGGAACGAGCUUCUAUAUGCCAGCUUCCUCAAACGGGAGUUAGCUCGUGCAACUUUUUUCAAACAAACUUCUUGAUCGCCUGUAUGGCACAUAAAGAGAUCUUAUAACCAAGUGUCACCAUGUUGCCUCCCAACAUUUCAAAUGUUACACCUCAUACCCUAGUACACUUGCAGUCUCAUGGACUAUGACACACACAACUUGGAAAGGAAUCUCGAGUUGGAAAAACCUCAAAUUUUCUGCCAAUGGAGUGUGGAAUGUGCCGUUUUUCAAGAUAAAAGUUGGAUUUGUUAGGGGCAUUCUUCUCUGCUGAGCUGAUGACAUACAAUUUUUGCAGUUUGUAUACUUAGGAUUAUCCAGAAUCUCUUCACCAAAUUACUGAAAUGUACAUAGCAUUAUGUGUUGUAUAGCUGAAGAGAACAUUAAUCUUCUAUACAAAAUUCUGCGCAUUUGAUACAA